This is a messenger RNA of Frankliniella occidentalis (western flower thrips), 1439 nucleotides long. RefSeq names its product zinc-regulated GTPase metalloprotein activator 1. The coding region runs from base 151 to 1269 and encodes 372 amino acids. Gene Ontology annotation, cellular component: cytoplasm. NCBI's taxonomy places the organism in Eukaryota, Metazoa, Arthropoda, Insecta, Thysanoptera, Thripidae. The record is from RefSeq and is a predicted model, not a curated record. The transcript is spliced from 13 exons.
UGGAUUCUGUCAGUACAACGAAGUGAGGUUGGGGUAGAUUCUAAUUUUUGCGUUGUCUUCUAUUGUAGCACCAAUGUCUCACUCCAACGACUAGAAAAUUUACAUUUCUACUGUUAAAUAACUUCCCAACGUUGUGUCUCAUACAUCAAAAUGGAUGACGAUGACAUUCCUCAACUGGUUCCAGCUACAUUCCAGUCGGUGCCAGUAACAAUCAUUACUGGAUAUCUAGGAGCUGGAAAAACCACACUCCUCAACUACAUAUUGCAUGAACAGAGUGAAAAGAAAAUAGCAGUCAUUUUAAAUGAAUUUGGAGAGGGAAGUGCACUAGAAAAGAGUAUCUCGGUUGGAAAUGAAGGAGCGUUGUAUGAGGAGUGGCUGGAGCUUCGCAACGGGUGUUUGUGCUGCUCGGUCAAGGAUAAUGGUGUAAAAGCCAUAGAGAACCUGAUGACCAAACGGGGAAAAUUUGAUUACAUUUUACUAGAAACGACAGGCUUAGCAGAUCCGGGGCCUAUUGCAACAAUUUUCUGGCUCGAUAAAGAGUUAGGAAGUGACAUAUUCUUGGAUGGAAUAAUAACUGUAGUUGAUGCUAAUCACUGUCUAGAGCAAAUUGAUGACAAAGCAAAUACUUUCGAUGAUGGGGAGCCUUGCAAUGCAGCUAUUCGGCAAGUUUGUUUGGCUGACCUUAUUCUUUUAAACAAGACUGACCUAGCUUCAAAAGAAAUUGUGCAGAAAACAAAAGAUGUCAUACAUGCGUUGAAUGGUGUUGUUGAUCUUAUUGAGACCCAACACUCCAAGGUGUCACUCGACAGAAUAUUGGAUCUCCGAGCUUACAGUGGGUCUGGGUCCGAGCGGAUCGAGCGACUCUUGGCUUCCUCUCAGGAGUCUCAAAAAUUGUCCCAUCUCGACAAGGACGUGUGCAGCGUGACGCUGCCGCUGGCCGCCCCGCUCACCCGCGGCGCCCUGGACUUGUUCCUCCAGCGGCUGCUGUGGGAGCGUCGCCUCCUGGACGACAAGGGCGACACGGCCAGCGUCAUCAGGCUCAAGGGCGUGGUGAACCUCGAGGGGGCGCCGCACCUGCUGCAGGCCGUGUACCAGACGUGGGACCUGGAGGCGGUGCCGGACGCGGCCCGCGGCGGCGAGGGGCUGGACCGGGACAGGCUCAUCUUCAUCGGUCGCAACCUGGAGGAGAAGAGCCUUCGCCGCCUGCUCGAGGAGUGCGUAGAUGCGGAAGCGCAACCGCCGCCGUCGUAUUCGUCCUUGUCUCGGUGAUGAUGAAGCACGACGACGCCCAACUCGUCUUUCGUGGAAAAUGUUAUUUUAUUACUCCGCUGGAUUGUAAUUUUCGUCGCCCGUCCCUCGUGUUUUGCCGCUUACCUUAACCGGUGGGGGUAAAGUCCCAGUUGACUUAACGGAAAUAAUACUGUUUUAUUGCCUCGAAA